UUACGCUAUGUGCAUUUAGAGAAACAAUUUAUAAGCCAGUCAAUAUGUUGUCAUUUUUGUAAUUUUAUUUUAUUUUUGUAAAGAAAAUAUGAAAUAAUUUUUUUUAUUAAAUAGUCAGUUAUAAAGUAUGUUUUCCGAAAAAAGUUCUUAUCAAAACAUGAAGAGUGAUAAAUCACCACUGUGUUUUGUGCCAAUUAAUACUCUGAAUGAUGUGCAGGCUAUACGUUGUGCGGAGUUUCAUCCUGAAGGUAAAAUUUAUGCUGUUGGCUCAAAUUCGAAAACCCUCAGAAUUUGCAUGUAUCCGUCACAAAUCAAUACCAGCAAAACCCAGACUUUUCAAACUAGCGUAAUUUUUAAACGUACUAAACAUCAUAAGGGCUCCAUUUAUUGUACUGCCUGGUCUAAAGAUGGCAAGUUUAUAGCCACCGGCUCCAAUGACAAAUCGAUUAAAAUAAUGCAAUACAGUGAUGAAAAUAAGCAAUUGGAGGGACGUGAAAUUGAAUUGACCAUGCACGAUGGUACCGUCAGAGAUCUGUGCUUUUUGGAAGAUUCUUCCAACGAGAGAAAACUGUUGGCUAGUGGUGGGGCUGGAAAUUGUAAAAUCUAUAUUACCGAUUGCGGUGUAUUGUCACCGUCACAAACAUUUUUAGGACAUAGUGGCCACAUAUUUUCAAUAUACAGUUGGGAUAAUAAUAUGUUCGUUACUGGAUCACAGGACAAAACUGUACGUUUUUGGGAUUUACGAGUAAAUGAAUGCAUCAACACUGUAUUGCCAUCAUGCUAUUAUGACUCAUCGGGUUCACCGGUAACUUCAGUAUGUGUUGAUCCUACUGGACGUUUAUUGGUGUCAGGUCAUGAAGACAGCUCAUGCGUUUUAUAUGAUGUACGAAGGAAUAGACAAAUUCAAUGCUUCCAACCACAUUCUGCUGAUAUAAGAUCAAUACGCUUCUCACCAUCGGCAUAUUACUUAUUAACAUGUGGAUAUGAUAACAAAAUUAUUUUAACAGAUCUACAAGGUAAUUUAACUCAAUCCUUGCCAUCUGUAGCAGUUGGAGAACACGGCGACAAGGUUAUAUCCGCAAGAUGGCAUCCACAUGAUUUCUCUAUAUUAACCACAUCUGCUGAUAAAACAGCCAAGCUAUGGGCUAUACCAAAUAUCUGAUAGGAUAAAACAUAUUUAAAUACCAAAAACAAAAAGAAGAAAAAAACUAAAUAAAAAAAAAUUAAAUACUUUUUCAACUGGACAAAUCCUAAAAGAAUUGAUCCAACCUUGGAAUACGAACUAUCAACACAACGCUGUAGGCGUUUAUGAAUGUAUUAAACAAACAUUGCUAAAAGUCAUGUUGUUGUUAUUAACGGAAAACAUUAAUAGUUUUAGAUACAAAUUUGUCUAUAGAAUUUUAAUAAAACAAAAUAAAUCAAUCUUUUAUACAUCUAUAUACAUAUA
Messenger RNA from Calliphora vicina (urban bluebottle blowfly), 1447 nucleotides. RefSeq names its product WD repeat-containing protein 47. The transcript has 5 exons. Lineage: Eukaryota; Metazoa; Arthropoda; Insecta; Diptera; Calliphoridae. The record is from RefSeq and is a predicted model, not a curated record. The coding region runs from base 128 to 1162 and encodes 344 amino acids. Gene Ontology annotation, molecular function: protein binding.